CGACGACGAGUCUUUGCUUUUUUGGAAGAUCCGAUUUCUACUCCUCAUCCGCCCCCUCCUCCUUUCAAUCUUUCGAGAAUUGGUCCUUCUUUACGCAUCCUAUUGCAAAGAUAAUCACCUCGGCACAAAUUGAAAAGAAGACGAAAAAUCAUGCCUCCCCGCACUUCUGCACGCAGAAAGGCGCAAGCAGUCGUCGAGACCAAGGUCGAAGAGACGGCCACCACGAAGACGAACGGAGCCAAGACCACGACAGCCGCUGCAACGAAGACAAAAAGCACAGCCACUGCAAAUAAAGCAUCAGGAAAGCGCAAGGUCUCCUCAGACGACGAACACGAGGCCUGCGGAAGCUGCGCCGAGGAAGAGGAAGAGAAGCCUGCGAAGAAGAGGAAGACCACAGUAGCGAAGGGCAAGGCGAAGAAGGAGGACGACAUGCCGCUGGCAGUCAGGACAGCGGUGUCUUCGCUGAAGAGGGCGAUGUACAUUGGUGCCCAUGUCAGCGGUGCUGGUGGUGUGCAAAACUCGAUUCAGAAUGCCGUCAAUAUCGGCGCCAAUGCUUUUGCCCUCUUCCUCAAGUCACAAAGGAAGUGGGAGAGUCCUCCCCUGGCAGCCGAUGCCAAAGACCAAUUCGUGUCCCUCGCAAAGGAGAAUAACUAUGAUGCCGCUGCACACGUCCUUCCCCACGGCUCAUAUCUCGUCAAUCUCGCCCAGGCGGACGCCGAUAAGGCGAAGCAGGCAUACAAGAGCUUCAUAGAUGACCUUCAGCGGUGCGAGCAGCUGGGCAUAAAGCUGUACAACUUCCACCCGGGCAACACGGGUGGAGAGGCUCGCGAAGAGGCGUGCGGGCGCAUCGCGGCGCAGCUCAACACUGCGCACAAAGCGACGAAGAAGGUGAUUACAGUGCUGGAGAACAUGGCAGGGACUGGCAACGUCAUUGGCACAAAGUUUGAGGACUUGAAGCAAAUCAUUGACAAGGUCGAGGAUAAGGAGCGAGUUGGCGUGUGUAUUGACACUUGCCAUGCCUUUGCGGCAGGAUACGACUUGCGGACGCUGGAUAAGUUCCAUGAGACGAUGAAGGAGUUUGACGAAGUCGUUGGUAAUAAGUACCUCAAGGCGUUCCACCUCAAUGACAGCAAGGCACCCUUCGCCUCACACCGCGACCUCCACGCCAACAUCGGCACAGGCUUCCUCGGUCUCCGCGCCUUCCACACCCUCGUCAAUCACGAGCCCUUCCAGAACCUCCCUAUGGUUCUUGAGACGCCAAUCGACCACAAGGACGCAAACGGUAAGACUGUCGAGGACAAGAAGGUCUGGGCGGAAGAGAUCAAGCUCCUGGAGAGCAUGAUCGGCAUGGAUGCCGAGAGCGAUGAGUUCAAGGCGCUCGAAGUGGAGUUACAGAAGAAGGGCGCGGGCGAGAGAGACAAGAUACAGGACCAGGUAGACCGCAAGGCCGAAAAGGAUGCCAAGAAGGGGACUAAAGGGGCCAAGGGGGCCGCGAAGAAGGGCGCGGCGGCUGGGAAGGGUAGGAAGAAGAAGGUUGAGACUGACGAUGAGAGCGAGUGAAUGGACUGGGCUGGGUUCGAUGUCUGGACUGUGUAUCAAUAUGUGCCUUGUUACCUUAUGAGAGACUGGAUGCUUGGCGUGUAAAAUCCGAUUUUAAGCCCGGAACAAUAGCUGAGAGACAAUCUUGCCACAGUGACAUAUUCCAUGGCCAUGGGAUCUAUGUGCAGUGACCUCGAGGCAUCUAUGAAGUUCUGCAAUCCAGCGGCUCGUCGACCUCGGCCUUGUGCUGUGACCUAUCCUACCCAUUUCUCGUCUGAUGAAUCAGGCACCAAACUUUUUACAUAUCCACGGAAACCUCAGGCUCGAGGAGGCUUUUCCAUCCGAUCACAACAACAAGCCCAUAUAGGUCCCCCAAACUCCAUUCCAGUCACCAGCCAGCAGGCGCCCGUCUAGGUCGACGGGUCAGGUCAAACUGGCUGGGUGGUGGAGUGGUUAAAGGUCAAUAUUAAUCAUCUACACCAACCAGCCUACUCGA
Messenger RNA from Colletotrichum acutatum, 2035 nucleotides. Its product is annotated as apurinic endonuclease. Bases 151 to 1560 code for a protein of 469 amino acids. NCBI's taxonomy places the organism in Eukaryota, Fungi, Ascomycota, Sordariomycetes, Glomerellales, Glomerellaceae. Gene Ontology annotation, biological process: base-excision repair. The record is from RefSeq and is a predicted model, not a curated record. Gene Ontology annotation, molecular function: DNA-(apurinic or apyrimidinic site) endonuclease activity; zinc ion binding; phosphoric diester hydrolase activity. The transcript is spliced from 3 exons. Gene Ontology annotation, cellular component: mitochondrion; nucleus.